This is a messenger RNA of Cynara cardunculus var. scolymus (artichoke), 3820 nucleotides long. Its product is annotated as AP-2 complex subunit alpha-1-like. The coding region runs from base 312 to 3389 and encodes 1025 amino acids. The transcript is spliced from 27 exons. Gene Ontology annotation, biological process: intracellular protein transport; clathrin-dependent endocytosis. Gene Ontology annotation, molecular function: clathrin-cargo adaptor activity. Lineage: Eukaryota; Viridiplantae; Streptophyta; Magnoliopsida; Asterales; Asteraceae. Gene Ontology annotation, cellular component: AP-2 adaptor complex; membrane coat. The record is from RefSeq and is a predicted model, not a curated record.
GGAAUUAAAUUUGUAAAAGAAAAAAGAAAAAUAGAAAAAGUCGUCUUCACACCCGCCGACGGCUCUUCCAAAACUCUCCUCAGUCCACCUUCUCCCUCCGGUCUCUCUCUCUAGAUCGCAUCUUUCCCUCCGUAAAUCUUCCCAUUUUUACUUCGAUUGCAUACUGAUUAUCAGCUGUAAGUGAAAUUGGCCGUUAACCGAUCGCUGUGCCGUUUCGGAGUUGGUGUUUUUGGAUUAGGAUCGAGAACCGAACGGGCAGGAUCUAGAGUCAGAAACGCCUCUCUGCUGGAACUGAUCGGAGUAGAGAGGACAUGGCGUUGUCAGGUAUGAGGGGUUUAUCUGUCUUCAUCUCCGAUGUUCGUAAUUGCCGGAACAAAGAACAGGAACGCCUUCGUGUUGAUAAAGAGCUGGGCAAUAUCCGUACUCGCUUCAAAAAUGAAAAGGGUUUGACACCAUAUGAAAAGAAGAAAUAUGUUUGGAAGAUGCUAUACAUAUAUAUGCUAGGAUAUGAUGUUGACUUUGGUCACAUGGAAGCUGUAUCCCUAAUAUCUGCACCGAAAUAUCCAGAAAAGCAGGUUGGGUAUAUAGUGACAUCAUGCUUGCUCAACGAGAAUCAUGAUUUUUUAAGACUAGCAAUUAAUGCAGUCCGUAAUGAUAUUAUUGGUCGCAAUGAAACUUUUCAGUGCCUGGCAUUGACACUGGUUGGGAAUAUUGGUGGUAGAGAAUUUGCUGAAUCACUAGCACCUGACGUCCAAAAGUUGCUUAUUUCAAGUAGUUGCAGACCACUAGUGAGAAAGAAAGCUGCCCUAUGUCUACUACGGCUGUUCAGGAAAAAUUCUGAUGUUGUGAAUGUAGAUGGCUGGUCAGAUCGGAUGGCGCAACUAUUAGAUGAACGUGAUAUUGGUGUUUUGACAUCAUCAAUGAGUCUUUUUGUUGCUUUGGUGUCCAACAACCAUGAAGCAUAUUGGAGUUGUCUUCCAAAGUGUGUUAAAGUUUUGGAAAGGCUUGCUAGAAAUCAGGAUGUACCUCAAGAAUAUACAUAUUAUGGCAUUCCUUCUCCAUGGCUUCAGGUCAAAACAAUGAGGGCCCUUCAGUAUUUCCCAACUGUUGAAGAUCCAAGCACAAGAAGAGCAUUGUUUGAGGUUCUACAACGAAUACUCAUGGGAACAGAUGUGGUGAAAAAUGUUAAUAAGAACAAUGCUUCUCAUGCUGUAUUAUUCGAAGCUCUUGCACUUGUCAUGCAUCUUGAUUCUGAGAAGGAGAUGAUGUCUCAAUGUGUGGCGCUGCUUGGGAAAUUUAUAGCUGUGCGUGAGCCGAAUAUCCGGUAUUUGGGUCUGGAGAAUAUGACUCGAAUGUUGAUGGUUACAGAUGUUCAUGAGAUAAUCAAAAGACAUCAAGCACAAAUUAUCACCUCACUGAAAGAUCCUGAUAUCAGUAUCAGGAGACGAUCUCUGGAUCUUCUUUAUGGCAUGUGUGAUGUCUCAAAUGCCAAAGACAUUGUUGAAGAAUUAUUGCAGUAUCUUGGCACAGCAGAUUUUGCAAUGCGUGAAGAGUUGGCACUGAAGGCUGCUAUUCUUGCCGAGAAAUUUGCCCCUGAUUUAUCAUGGUAUGUGGAUGUUAUACUCCAGUUGAUUGACAAAGCAGGAGAUUUUGUCAGUGAUGACAUUUGGUUUCGUGUUGUGCAGUUUGUGACAAACAAUGAGGACCUUCAGCCUUAUGCAGCACUCAAAGCCAGAGAGUAUCUUGAUAAGCCGGCCAUACAUGAGACAAUGGUGAAGGUUAGUGCUUAUCUGCUUGGGGAGUACAGCCAUCUUUUGGCCAGAAGACCUGGUUGUAGUCCAAAGGAGAUUUUUAGCAUCAUACAUGAGAAGCUUCCUACUGUAUCAACACCAACAAUCGCUAUUCUUCUUUCAACGUAUGCAAAGAUUUUGAUGCACUCACAGCCACCGGACCCAGAAUUGCAGAAUCAAAUUUGGGCAGUAUACCACAAAUAUGAAAGUUGCAUURAUGCUGAGAUACAGCAAAGAGCAGUUGAGUACUUUGCAUUGAGUAGGAAAGGUGCAGCUCUAAUGGAUAUAUUAGCUGAAAUGCCUAAAUUCCCAGAGCGCCAGUCCUCGUUGAUUAAAAAAGCCGAAGACACUGAUGCUGAUACAGCAGAGCUAAGUGCUAUCAAGAUGCGGACACAGCAGCAGGCAUCUAAUGCUCUGGUGGUUACCGAUCAGCGCCCUGCAAAUGGCGCUCCACAAGUGAGCCAACUUGCUAUGGUUAUGGUCCCUAGCAUGAACGAUGUGGAUCAUGCUUCUGUUGACCAACCGGUGACCCAGGCCAAUGGGACUCUGAGUGUUGUUGAUCCACAACCCUCUGCUCAGGAUCAUGCUCAUGUUCGUUCUGCUGCUCCUGCUGCUGAUAUCCUUGGGGAUCUUUUAAGCCCACUGGCUAUUGAAGGCCCUCCUGGUGGAUCUGCUCCUUCAGAGCAGAAUAGUGUUUCUGGACAUGAAGGUACACUUGGUGUGGAUGAUGCUUUAGCUCUUGCACCUGUUGGAGAUCAUGAACAUACAGUCCAGCCAAUAGGAGAUAUUGCAGAAAGAUUUCAUGCAUUAUGCCUUAAAGAUAGUGGGGUGCUAUAUGAGGAUCCCUAUGUUCAGAUUGGCAUCAAAGCAGAAUGGCGAAGUCACCAGGGUCGGCUUGUCCUUUUCUUGGGAAACAAGAAUACUGCUCCACUUGAAUCGGUACAUGCAGUGAUAUUACCUCCAUCCCAUUUGAAGCUGGACCUCUCGCCAGUACCAGAAAUUGUACCUCCACGAGCACAGGUUCAAAUCCCACUUGAAGUAGUAAAUCUCCGCCCAAGUAGGGAUGUUGCUGUUCUCGACUUCUCCUACAAGUUCGGUACCAGUUUGGUUAACAAUAGACUUCGCCUUCCUGCAGUCUUGAACAAAUUUCUUCAGCCAAUUCAAGUAUCUGCUGAGGAAUUUUUCCCCCAGUGGAGAUUGCUAACUGGACCACCUUUGAAACUUCAAGAAGUGGUUAGAGGUGUGAGACCGAUGUCAUUGGGAGAGAUGGCAAAUUUGUUCAACAGUUUGAGGUUGAUGGUUUGUCCUGGACUGGAUCCAAAUGCAAGUAAUUUAGUUGCAAGCACAACCUUCUAUUCUGAAAGUACACGAGCCAUGUUAUGCCUGGUAAGAAUUGAAACCGAUCCAGCUGACAGAACACAGCUCCGCAUGACAGUGGCAUCAGGAGAUGCCACACUCACGUUUGAGUUGAAGGAAUUCAUCAAGGAACAAUUAGUUAGCAUUCCUACAGCUGCAAAACCUUCUGCACCUGUGGCUCAGCCAACUACUCCAGCCAUUGCAGCAUCAGACCCGGGGGCUAUGCUCGCUGGUUUGCUGUAAAAAACUUUGAACAGAAUAUCAUCAAAUACAAUCCCAUUGUCAACAAACUGUAAAAUGGUUUAUAUUAGAAGCAGGCAAUGAUACAAACAAGCGUGGGCUGGCGGCGGGAUUAAAAGGUAAGCUUACAAACGAGCGGCAUAGCAAUAGAGUUGGAUUUGAGAGGGGUUUGAUGAGUGGGAUUUUUUUCAGGUUGUGUUAUUAGGUCAUGUUUUCUUUCUCAUUUUUGGUGGUGAGGGUUUAUCUGUUUAUAUAAGUUUUUUUUUCGGUCUUUUCCUUCGGUUAGUUUUCAACAUUUACCUUUGAUAUUUAUUUAAGGGUCAUGUUGCAAUUGGAUCAAAUUGGUUGUGUAAUAUGAAUAGGAUGUGAAAAAUUGCCAAAGGGUUGAAGUUGACUGUAACUUUAUAAUUGCAUUUGGUUGCCGAUUGAUUUGU